GUAAAUAUUGGACAUUGCGUCACGAAUUCAAAUACGCGGUCUGAUUCUCCAAGCAUCGGUUGCACCAAGCAUGUUUCAGGUUACGCGUAGGUCUUUAAGUCUCAGUCGCGAGUUAACAUUGUGGAAUGCAUUUCGACAAUUUUCGUCCACACCUGUUGCUUCUGCUAGUUUGAAAGAUAUAAUGGCUGACCUAGUACCUAAAGAACAAGCAAAAGUAGCAUCUUUUAGAAAGGAAUACGGUUCCACAAAAGUCGGUGACGUUACUGUCGAUAUGAUGUAUGGCGGUAUGCGGGGUAUCAAAGGUUUAGUCACUGAAACAUCUGUACUGGAUGUUAAUGAAGGGAUUCGAUUUCGUGGUCUUUCAAUUCCAGACUGUCAGAAACAGCUUCCAAAAGCUCCUGGUGGACAUGAGCCACUUCCAGAAGGCAUCUUCUUUCUCCUACUGACAGGAAAAGUUCCAACCAAAGCACAAGUGGAUGAUAUUUCAAAAGAAUUCGCAAACCGAGCUGACCUCCCAUCUCAUGUUCUAAACAUGCUAGAUAAUUUUCCAUCAUCUCUUCAUCCUAUGAGUCAACUGGUAGCAGCUUGUGCCGCUCUAAAUUCAGAAUCAAAGUUUGCACGAGCCUAUUCACAAGGUAUCAAGAAAAGUUUGUAUUGGGAGUACGUUUACGAAGAUUCUAUGGAUUUGAUUGCCAAGCUUCCAACUGUGGCUUCUAUAAUUUACCGUAAUUUGUACCGGGAUGGUACUUCUGUAACUGCUAUCGACUCUAAUACGGACUGGUCCCAUAACUUUUGUCGUAUGCUUGGUUAUGAGGAUCCUGGAUUUACUGAAAUGAUGCGUCUUUACCUAACCUUCCACUGUGAUCAUGAGGGCGGUAAUGUUAGCGCACAUUCCUGUCACUUGGUGGGUAGUGCACUUUCCGAUCCAUACCUUAGUUUUGCCGCAUCUAUGUGUGGCUUGGCUGGACCUUUGCAUGGAUUGGCCAACCAAGAAGUAUUAGUCUUCCUGAAUAAAAUGCAAGAGAAAGUCGGCAAAAAUCCAACAGACGAACAAGUUAAACAGUAUGUAAUGGAUACGCUUAGUGCCGGACAGGUCAUUCCCGGCUAUGGUCAUGCUGUUCUUAGAAGAACGGACCCCAGAUUUACUUGUGCACAAGAAUUUUGUGAAAGGCAUUUUCCAAAUGAUCCUCUGUACAAACUAGUUGCUCAAUUGUAUAAAGUUGUUCCUCCAAUCUUGACAAGUCUUGGCAAAGUUCAAAAUCCAUGGCCUAACGUGGAUGCACAUAGUGGUGUUUUGCUCCAGCAUUAUGGUCUUACUGAAAUGCAAUAUUAUACAGUUCUAUUUGGAGUUUCUCGAGCAUUAGGUGUUUUAGCCUCGUUAAUUUGGGAUAGAGCAUUAGGCUUGCCAAUUGAACGACCCAAAUCUUUAUCUACUGAAGCAUUAAUGAAAUUGGUGAAUGAUAUUGGACGUAAACAAGGUUAAAUAUGGUUUAUUCAAUUCGGAUCCAUAUCUGUUUUUAUUGGACAUAUUCAGUAAGGUUAUUUCUCCACUUUCUAAUAUUUUCCACUUCAAACUUAAGAACAAAUCAUCUUAAUAGUUAGUCAAGACUACUUUUUUUGUUUUAUUCUCCAUCGAUAUCUUACUGCAUAACAAUACAUAUGGUUAUUCUUUUAAGUAGAAAAGAACAUUCUAACAACUCAUUCACAAUUGUUUAUGUUUUGUUUGUUUUAUGUAUUUGUAGAAUUUACCUUUUAACCAGUUUUAGUAUUCCUAAAAUGAUGUAUAUCCACACAGGAAAUAUAUAUUCAUGUAAUGAAAAUAUUUCUUUUGUUCUUCCUUGUUGCAUUAUUUUCCCAUUGCUUUCAAAAAAUCAUAUUCAUGUGUCUAAGUAUAGUUGUUUGUUUGUGUGUAACUGUUGAGGUGAUUUUCUUAAAGGGAAAAUUCAUCAUAUAAUUCACUACGAAUCCUUCCCUUCGGAUUUUAAACUCAAUGUAAGUGUAGACUGUUAUGAGUUGUAAGCCUACAAUUCAAUAAUUGAAGAAUAAAUUAUUUAAUCAUAAUUAAAUUUUCAAUAGAAAACUGUGAAUUCGUUCAAAUUGUAUGAUUUGAACAACUAGAUUUCUUUUGAUCCAUUCAACAUUGUACUUCUAAGUCAUUAGUAUAAAUGUUUGAUAUUGACGUAUUACCAUGUUAAGUAUUUUUUAUUAUUAUUUUAUCUUAAGAAACUAAAUAUCACAUUUUACUUAAUGGUUUUCUGUUACUGGAUAUAAGAUUCAUAGUUCAUGUGCUUUCUGUCAAUAGAAAUAUAAAACAGAUGGAAGAAUGAAUUGAAGAACAAAAUGACUGAGUAUUGAUUCUCAUCAUAAUCAUCUGUUAAACAUUUAAUUCACAUCCAAGCAAUUAUGAAAAGCCGUAGAUAUUGGUAGCACCCUCGUUCUGACUAUUGAGUAUUCAGAGUUUCAUUCUUACCGGUGCUCAAAAACAUAGAUUAAGCGGAAAUACGAAGUAAACCUUUGUAGAAAAUGUCAUUAGCAAUAAUCGGAAAAAGUAGUGUUAAAGACAUUGGGAUAACGUAGCUUUAUACAUACAUGCAUACAUUAUUUGAACACAAACAUUGGUACAAGGAGUCACUAAAUACAUGUACGUCACACAAUGACAAUGAAGCCAAUAGUAGUUAUCAUUGAUUUGCCUGAGGGCUGUGAUACUACUCGGGUGCCCAAACCGAAGCAGGUGGUUUUCUUAGGCAGCCACUCCCCGAACAUUCAAGCUAAAAGUCUGAUCCACAAGCAGUGGAGCAACAUAAGGAGGUGCAGUCCCGUGGAAGCCGGUGCCCAGUAGUUGGUUCAUAUGCCAUUUGUUCCCGCAGGAUCCUGCAGCCCAUGUGCACCAUUGGUUUGGAGAAUCAGGGAUCUCCAUCUUAGGUGGAUCCUCCGUGUCCACCAACCCGGUUGAAGCACCAGCCAUUCGCUUCUUGUCCUCAAUUUCGUAAACGACAAUAAUGCCACGAGAAGGCAGUGAGUAAAACUUCUCUAGCAGUGGCUGUAUAUGCGUAGUCAUGUAAGAGUAUUUGGAGAGGAAGACCGGACUAUCUCCACUCUCGGCCGUACCAGGACAUUUGGAACAUAUCGAAACAUUCAGACAAGUUAAAGACUUAGUUUGAAACCGAUUAUUGAAGGAUUAAAUAACUUUUUGGCUAAAUUUUAAUCCUUCACCAUUGAGUUUUCACCUGAAUGAGACAUUAGCUUGAGGUAUCUUACUCAAUGGAAUUCGAUUUUUUGUGUUAUGUCACGGACUUAAGUUAUCUAACGUUUAUUCUUGUAGGUAGUGUCCAAUCCAGUGGUUUUCUACAGUUUAAGGCAUAUGUUUCUAAUAAAUCUUAUUCUAGGAAACAACUAUUAAAGCUGUUGCUAGCGAGUGGUAGAGGAGUAGGUUGGAAGAAAGCUAGGGGCGGCCAGACCAAAACAUGACAAAAGUCCAUGAAGUCACUGACAAGUGGACUGAGUCAUGUUGGUAGGUGUAGACUACCUGGUUGUGGACCGCGAGAUGAUAGCAACCGAUGGUUAGAGACCCUGAAUCACAUGGCUCAAAAUCGUUUGCAAUGACACAGGUGCAUACACUUUGUGUUCUCCCAAAUUCUAAUCUCCUGAUUCCUCCUUGUCUCUUUUUUCUCUUCACAAAUUCAUUUCACUGGAUUAUACUCUUUAAAUAACAUCUCCAAACCCUAAUCUUUUCGAUCACUGCUUAUACUCUUACUACCUCUACCACUACGGGAUUUGACUCGACAACUGCAUCUCUGUGCUAAUGUUGUAUGGCAACUCGAACUGAUGUACAUACGUACGAAGUUCUACGUUGUUACUGACUGACUGACUUGCUAGCGUUAUAUAUUCGUCUUUUUCCAAUUGGUUUACAGCUCACCUUCAACUUAACAGUGAUCAUUCACUUUAAUAAUAAUUAUAUGAUCAUUUUAGUAUGUUAAGCUCGUACCGUUAAUCGGCUAUGGUAAAAUCGUUUUCUGAAUUAAAAAUUUUUUUUGUAGGAAUGUUCAAAUUGUACUACCAUCUGUGAAAUCUGAGAUCUGUAUUUAACGACGCUUAGUUGAACAAAUUGACCAGAUCUCUUACCCACCAGUACACACCAAGUAUCUUUUAUGAAUGAUGUUUUUCUUUUUAUCAUGUGAUAUUUUAGCUGAAUUUAUUUUACUUUUGAGUUUAUAAGCUUUUCAUAAAAUCUUGUGAAUUUUAUGACCCCAUGGUUUGCCCAGGCUUAGUUUUGUCUGCUUAACCACACGUAUAGAUUUUUCUUGUUUCAGUUUGUUAGAAAAUUUUAAAGUUAUGAAAGACUGAAUAUUUAAUGCAUAAUCUCAUAUAGAUUAAAAUGAUAGUGUUUUGUUUAGAGUAUAGAAUACUGUUUUGAGUUGAAUCAAAAUCAGUUACUUAUGGUGUAUUUUAUUUUUCAGUGAAAGAUAAUACUUCAAUUAGUAAUCUCCAGUUGAUCAGAUGAAAAACAUAUUUAGAGAGAGAGAGAGAGAUAAGAAGUAAAGAAACCUGUAUAGUGUACUUUAUGUUAUAAAUUCUAUUUGUUACCGACAGAGAAUGAAUUCGAUUCCGUUCUUUUUGAUUUUUAAACUCACAUACCUCAUCGAAUAACUAAAAAGGUUGUUUUUAGCAAGUUUACUUAUAGAGUGUGAAUUAUCUCUUUACUACAACGAGGAAAUCGUCUUAGAGUAACUCCUAACAGUUACUCUUGAUUAACUAUUAACAUUACAGAUUAAUAAAUUAGCUGAUGUGAGUAGCUUUAGAAGCAUCGGCGUUCUGCUAAACAAGUGAUCGACAGUUUUUAUGUUCCUCUUGGAUAUCUUCUUGUUGACUUCUUAAACAAAUAAUCUGUAAGUGCUAACUGAAACGUGUAUACAUUCGUAGAGCACUUAUGCUAAAAUAUUUAUAAGUGACCGUAUUAUUAAUUACCUUCAAUAUAUUUCGUCAGAAUUAGAUUGAGACAAACUUUCGAAUGUUUAUUGAGCUAAUUAUUUUUCAGUUUGUGACUGUGACGAUUUCUAACUUUUCUAUAGAGGUGAUGUUGGAAAUUCCUUGCAACUGGUUUCCUUGGUAAAAUUUUGUAAAGCAAUAAUACUGAACAUUGUGGAAUGAAGUAAAGUCACUUCAGUUCAUGUGCUGUAAUUCAUCCACAUACGCGGUGAUUUGUAUGAAUAAAUAGAAAGUUUUACAAUUGUAAUGUUAUAUGUAAUAUGAAAUAUUCAGGCAUGUUCGUUAAGUGAUGGAUGUUUUAAGCAUGAGCGAGAGAGUGAGAGAGAAAGUGGGAUGGUGACAUAACCGAGUUUAAGAAAUGUGGAUGACUUGGAGCACAUUAAAUAAAAUCAAUUUCCUUCCACAAUGUUUGUUUUUUUUGUUUGGAACCUAUUGACUUUUCGUUUUUAUUUUACGAGGAGAGUACAUCUAAAGUCACAUAUAGAUUUCAUUGAAUCUGAUUAAAUAAUAUUUGGUUAAAACAAUAUUGAUACCGUUGUGAUUAUAAUAAUUUGCGUUUUGUAGUGCGUUCGUCAGUGGAAAAACUAACAUUUUCCCGGAAUGAGUGACAUACCAACGUUAGUUACAUGAAAUCUUAUCAUCCAUUUUAACCUAACUAUUCGGUGUUCAGAUAUAGUUCACAAAUGUAUAUUUACACUAAGUCAUACGAACUAUUGUUUUACAAUAUCAAUCAUUUUUUAUGUGCUAGUCACGUGUUUCGAAGAGUAUGUACAUUAUCAUAUUUCCGUUUCUACCAAUAACCACAUCUGAUGUAAUUUAUGUUCUUAGUGCUAAGCUAUUUUAGUUAAAUAAACAUGAUUUUUAAACAAAGUGUGUUUCGAUCGAUUUUAACUUGACCUUUUUUUUCGGUUUGCCAUUUUUUGGACAGUACAAAAAUAUUGCAACUUUUAAAAGGGAUAGGAUGUAUCCGUCAAUUUGUAGCUCAUAUGUUUUUCAAUGUUUAAUGUAUAUGUGGUAGGAUAUAUUUUCGGACAUUUUUCUGUAUAGUUAGCGAGUGAGAGUGCUGCCUAUAAAAGUGUAAUAUUCACUGACGAUUUUAUUCCAAGCUCUAAAUUUCACUUUUUCAUCAGAUGAAUGGGUGUACGUACCAGUUAUGUUCAUAGAAAACGUAUGUGUAUAGCCUAAGUUGAUUGCACCGUAAUUCCCAGUGGAAAUUAUUCUCUAAUAUGCAACACUCACUAAAUAAACAGAAAAAUCAGAAGGGGUUUUUAUAGAUAUUAUAGUAAUUUGAAUAGUUGAGAUCAUGAGUCAAUUCAAGCUAGACCACGAUGGAAAAAAUGGAAUCACUGGACGGUGGAUGUGUCGCUCAUUUUCGUGGAUUAGUUGAAGUUAGACAUUAACACCGUUGGAUGCCGGCUCAGUAGUCUAGAGGUUAAGCGUUCACUCGGGAGUCCGAUAGGUCCUGAGUUCGAAUAUGACGAGUCGGGAUCGUGGAUGAGCACUGCUGAGAAGUCCCACAGUAGGAUGAAACGAUCAUCCAGUGUUCCAGGUUUACCAUCGUGGUCUAGCUUCAAUUGAAUCAUGAUUUCAACCAGUGAAAUUUCUAAAAUCACAAAAUCCCUUCUGAUAAUAAUCAUCUGCUCACUAGUUACUGACUUCAAGAGAUACUCCUGGAGUUCUAGUGAGUAGCCGUUACCAGUGGGGUUCAACCAGGUCUGUUGUGAGAUAUCAGCUCACCGAAGACAAUGGUAUACGGUGGCGCAACUUCGUGGAUUCGUUGAAGUUAGACAUUAACACCGUUAGUUGCCGGCUUAGUGGUCUGGUUGGUUAGGCGCCUGGCGCGAGACUGACAGGUCCUGGGUUCGGAUCUCGCGAGAUGGAUGCGCACUGCUGAAGAGUCUUAUACUAGGACUAAACGGCUGCCCAGUGCUUUCAGGUUUUUCAUGGUGGUCUAGCUUCAAUUGACUCAUGAUUUCAACCAGCGACAUUUCUAAAAUCUUCACAAAACCCCUUCUGGUUAUUCAGUACUUAGUUAAAAAGUAAUCUCCAAUUCUUUUAUCACUGAUCAGUUUAUUUUGCAUUUAACCAAUGCAAAGGUUUAGUCCCCUAUCUGUAAAUGAGUCCAAAUUUAUUCUCGUUUAUUUUGAAUGGAAGCGGAGUAAGUACUUUGAUGGUUUAGGAGCUUGGUUUGUAGUUAUUGACCUGUGAAUUCAAACUCACAUUAAUUUGGUCUAAAUAAUUAGAGAUUAUCACCAAUCAUCGUACAAAAUAUGUAACUUGAAGUCGACUUUACGGGGUUGUACUUAAAAGAGAGUUUCCCUGAUUAUCGUAACGCUGUAAAUAACAUCUUGAAAAGCAGGCUUAACAAGUUACAUAGUUUUUCAGUGUUAGUGCAUAGUUUGUUUUAUUUUUUUUGCACAUGACUUGUGAUGAGUGAAACCCUUCUACUCAAAUUAUGUUUUAGUCAUUUGUAUCCUAAUUUCUUUUUUUGGGGGGGGGCAUUUAGUUACGUGAAAAUUCUUCAGAUCAAGAGGAUUUUCUCAACCGAAUUGCAUGCGGUGAAGAACAUGUUUUUAAUGAAGCAUAUGAUACUGAAUUCUCACCGGCAUUUAAUUCAAACAAUACUAAUCACUCAGUUUUUGAUAUUAGUAAUGCUACAAAAGCUCGUCAACUUGGUAUAGUACAUGGUGUAAAAUUGGCUUCAGAAUUCGGUUUCUGUUAUGGAAUGGUUUUGGAGAUUAUCACUUCUAGACAACAACUUCCAUAUUCCAAUGUCAUCCCCAAUGAUCAUAGUAACAAUAAUAAUAAUAAUCUCAAUCUAACUAAUAAUACUAAUUCUAAUACUCAAUUACAAUUAGAUAAAAUGAAAAAAAAUCAUCAAAUUUAUAAAAUAGCACAACAUUUAUAUCAAUAUUUAAUUGAAUCACCAGGUCUAAUUCAAUUAUCUAAUUAUCCACAAUUAAAUAAAUCUAUUCAUUAUAUAAUUGACGAUGAUGACAAUAAUAAUAAUAAUAAUAAUGAAAUAUUGAAAUAUUUAAGAAAUAAAAUGAAACAAUUAAAAAGUUUAUUAGAUAUACAUUCAAUUGAAGAGAAAAUGAAUAAUUAUCUAACUUUUUAAUGAUUUCACCAUCUCCCCCCACCACCACCACUAUUAUUACCAUUGUAGUGAAGGAGAAUACAGGUAAGGACAACCGAAUUUUUAUUUAGCACAAAAAAUUACUGAGUUACUUAGUUAAAUAGAAAAACCAUACUAUAAUACUUAACUUGCAAAAAUGUUCAAUAAUUGUCUUGGACUUCAUUGUUUUUGCAUUUUUUAAAUACUAAUUGCUUUCUAUUCCCACUCUUGCUUUCUUGAUCUUCCCUCAUUUUCUGCUGCCAGACAUUACAUUCCUGACUGGCGUUAUAUACUACUUAUAUCAAUAUAAGUAGCACGCACCACAUUACUACCACUUCCACCUGUUUUUUCAUUUGGCUCUUUUUUUCUUUUGUUUUAUAUUUGUAAAUACGAUGUAUAUUAUAUUAUUUUAAUGAAAGAAAUUUGUUUCUAAUAUAAAUACUAAAGAUGAAAAUAAUACAUAAAUUGGAUAACGACUAGCAAUGGAAUCUAAGAUGAGUGUUUUGUCCUAUUUGAAAAUCGUUAAUUAAGUGUAUUUGUAUCUGAGUUUAUGUUCUCUUACGGACUUGUACUCAGUAUCAUUCACUUCAAACGUUAUCACGUUAUCUAUUUGGUUAGUGAGUUCAGCCUCUAAAUUCUUUGGUUACAGCUGAGAGUGGGGUGAGUUAGCUCCCCGUCUCGAAAUGUUCUCACAUAAACUUGUGUAUACAGCCACUGCCAGGGAAGUUCUGCUCGUUGCCUUCUCGCGGCGUGGUGUUGUUUGUGAAAUUGGGAGGAUGAGUAGUUAAUGUUGGUCGACACGGAGAAUUCACCUAGGAGAGUUGGAAAACCAUGAUUCUCCAAACCAAUAAUACACAUGAACAUCAGGAUCCUGAAGCAAUAAAUGGCAUAUGAACCAGUUAUUGGUCAAUGGCUACCAUCGGACUGCAUUUCCUAACGUUAGUCCGCUACCUUAUGGAUUAGACCUUCAGGUCGAUGGCUCCGGGUGUGACCCCCUAUGAAAACCACCUGUUUCGGCCUGGACACUUAGGCAGUAUCACAGCCCAAAUACAAAUCAGGUAACUUGUGUAGCGCAUAUGUUUUCGGUGCCCCUUUGUACCAAUAUUUAUGUGUUCAAAUAAUCAUGUAAAUUAAAAUGAAUCCAGAUAGCCACAUCAACUCUGGUAUACAAGUACGUCUUGCUGACGAGUUUCAAAUAGGACGAAACGUGUGUUUUGUAUUCCACUGCUAGCCACCAUCCAUCUUUUCUCACAAUGCUUGUGCACAAGAUGCACGUAUGCCAAUAAGUGACUGAUCCAUUUCUGUCUUAAACAUCAAUGGGGAGAUUCAAACAACCAAUACAAAAACGAAAUAAUUCCGAAAUGUUUUUCCCAUUAUAUUACAUAAUCACUUAUAUACAUUUAAUUUGUUUGAAUUUCUUUCUUUUUUUAGUUUUUGUUUUACUGAAUAGUAAAAUUUUUUUCCAACUGAACAUAACUAUAUCAAUAGCCUAUUUUGUACAAUGAUAAUUGUUUGAAAGAAUAUAUAGCUGAGGUUAUUGACUAUUUGUGUAUUUCAUCGAGAGUUAUCCAGUACUACUCAACAGAAUCAUCAUAAAAAUAUUAUUAAUUGAAAUUGUUCAGUGAAAAGUCUUGGUUUAAGGUAUGAAGGGGGGUACAUUAAGGCAUUAUCUGUAGUAUUUCAAGUAAGCUAAUGAGUGAAUGUAUAUACAUCAUUGUGAUUAAUUCCGACUUAUGUUCUUAACAGCCUGUCCAACCAAUAAUUAUUUGUUACCAUUAAGGCCACUUUAAGAAAUAGGAUUAUCCCCAAUGUGUGACCUACGAACGAAAACUGUUUUCAGCAGGUAUUCAUCGGUGUAAUUGUCUAACUUCAACCUAUCCACAAUAUUGCACGACUGUCUCGGUUGAAAUUAGACAAUAACACAGAUGACCGGCUUAGUGGUCUAGAAUUUCAGUGUUCAUGAGAGACCGAAGGUACUGGGUCAAAGUCCCGCAUGUGAGACCAUGCGUGCACAUUUUCAAGGAGUCCCAUACUAAGACGAAACGGCUACCUAGUGUUUCCAGGUUUUCAAUGGUGGUCAAGAAUUGAUGGGAUCACAAUCUUAAUAAGAAAUAUACUUUGUGUUUAUGGCGAUAAAAUAUGAUUUAAAUAUAACUAAUAUUUUGAAAUAAUAAUACUGAACACACGUGCUUUGAUUUAAUGAGUAGAGUUUUUGUAUUGUAUGUAUCGUGUUUACUGAAUUCCAUGGUUUGUUUUAAUGAUGGUAUAUCAAAUAUGAAUAAUUAUUGGCCACAAAUGUAUAGAUUACAGUUUACCUGCAAUGUUUAUUUAUGUUAAAAUGAUGGAUCCCAGCAGUUAAAUGUACGUGUAUAGACAAACACAUUAACUAUUUAAGUUGAAUGUCUUAUAAUCCGAAAUUAUUUAGCGCAGAUCAUUUUGAUGACUAUAGGAACUAUAUCUAAUCACACAAAUUAACCACCAAGGUUGCAUUACGUCUAAUUAUAUCGAUUUUUCGCACAACGGAUUACCGUAAGUUUGGAAAGUGUGGGACAAUAUGUACUGACACAGUGGCUGAAUGAUAUCCUGUUUGCCACUAGUAAUAAAACAAACGAGUGAUUAUUGUUCCUAUUAUAUGGGUGAGAAACGCCACCAGAUAAAUUCUCGUUUUACGUGUUAGGAAUAAUCGGAUACUUAGUUAUGUAAUACAAGAGUGAUCAAUAUCUGAACGGAAAUCUCCUAACACUAGUAAGAAUAUCAAAUACCAGUAAAUAUUAAAUACAUGGAUUGAACUGUAAAGGAAAGUUUUGAUUUUCAUCAUACAUUGAAUUUAACUGGACAACCAUUAGAAAUCAGGAAGUACUAGAUGGCUGUCUCAUUUUAGUAUGAGGAUCUUAAGUAGCGAUCGUUCCCGACACCACGUGGAGAUGAACCUAUAGCCUUUAGAUCACGGCAAGUUCUUAACAUUAAAAAUCCUGAGUUAUCAUUCAAUAGUUUAUAUUUCUAAUCGUUGAUUUUUUGAAAACCAAAGGUUAUAAUUAGAUGGAAGUCAAGGGAUUUAUACAACCAAACAAUUUAUUUAUUUAUUUGAACACAUAAAUAUUGGUAAAAAGUGGCAGUGAAUAUAUAUGCACCACACAAGUUACUUGAUUUGUGUGUGUGCCGUGGUACUGCCCGAGUGCCCAGACUGAAGCACGUAGUUUUCAUAGGGUGCCACACCCGGAGCCAUCGACAUAAAAGUCUAAUCCACAAGGUAGCGGAGUAACUUUAGGAAAUGCAGUCCGAUGGUAUUCAGUGACCAGUAAUUGGUUCAUACGCCAUUUAUCCCUUCAGGAUCCUGGAGCGCAUGUGUACCAUUGGUUUGGAGAAUCAUGGUUUUCCAACUCCCCUAGGUGAAUUCUCUGUGUUCACCAACCGGGUUAAAGUGCUGGACAUUCUCUACUCGUCCUCUCAAUUUCGUAAACAACACCAUCUGCUGCGAGAAGGCAAUGAUUAAGACUUCCCUGACAUUGGCUGUACACGUGUGGCCAUGUGAGAGCAUUUGCACAGGGAGAGCUGACUAUCUCUACGCUUGGCCGCAUUUGGGGACACAUAUCUCCUAUAAAUAUUUGUUUCAAAAUUAUUGUUCUAUUUUGUAGCAAAUCUUUAAUGUGCAUAUAUUAUACAACUUAUAACCUACAUAAUCUAUUUUGUUUAUUUUGCUAACUUUAUAUAUUAAAGUUCAUUAUCAUCAUACAAUUGUUUAUUAUUCAUUGUCAUUUCAGUUAAGAUUAUUGGGUUUUUUUUCUUCUCGUAAUAGUUAAAAUGAUUAUUAAAAUCAGUUUAUGUACUGUUAGUGAUAUUGAAAUGUCAUUUGUUAAUAGACUAUAAUGAAUGAAUCUAUUAACAAUAUUGUACUUUAUAGAUCAAAUGAAUUAAUUUAAUUUCUAAUUACUUUCGGUUAUAAUCAAUUGAUUUAGUCAUAAAUAAAUUAUUAGUUACUAGAUGUAUGGGUAAAGUUUAUUUUAGUUAGCGUUUUUUUUUUUUUUGCAAUGUUGUUUUCUACGGGAGUCAGUCAGUCAGUAACAACGUAGAACUUCGUACGUACGUACGUACAGGAGUUCGAGUUGCCAUACAACAUUAGCACAGAGAUGCAGUUGUCAAUUCAAAUCCCAUAGUGGUAGAGGUAGUAAGAG
This is a messenger RNA of Schistosoma haematobium, 12273 nucleotides long. RefSeq lists its product as uncharacterized. The record is from RefSeq and is a predicted model, not a curated record. Gene Ontology annotation, cellular component: mitochondrial matrix. NCBI's taxonomy places the organism in Eukaryota, Metazoa, Platyhelminthes, Trematoda, Strigeidida, Schistosomatidae. The transcript has 8 exons. Bases 71 to 1483 code for a protein of 470 amino acids. Gene Ontology annotation, biological process: tricarboxylic acid cycle; citrate metabolic process; carbohydrate metabolic process.